Vanessa atalanta (red admiral) is the source of this 2045-nucleotide messenger RNA. RefSeq lists its product as uncharacterized. Bases 50 to 2005 code for a protein of 651 amino acids. The transcript has 3 exons. Lineage: Eukaryota; Metazoa; Arthropoda; Insecta; Lepidoptera; Nymphalidae. The record is from RefSeq and is a predicted model, not a curated record.
GUGUUAUUUAAGUCAGUUGGGUUGAUAGUGUGGCUUAGGACUUUAAAAUAUGAAAACAUUUAAGAUAUUUGAACUUUUAUUGGCGCUUUUAUUAGGAUGCACGAGAGAAUCAAAAUCGAUCGGUUAUGACCCAACGGACAGCAUACAAAUCAACUAUGAUAAUUAUGACAAUGGUCAAACGGAUGUAUCCAAUACUGAAGAAUGUUUUUGUUUACCGAAAAGUCCUCAAGGAAUUCAUAUUUCAGAACAUCUUUCAUUUGAUGGUGAACAAGACAGAUUGAUCGUUUACUUGUACAAAAAUAAAAAUGACAAAGUUAUUGUAUACAUCCCAAACAGAGAAAAACAAAUUCGCUUACCAGAUCUUACACUCGACGACGAUGAUGAACUAGAUCAAAUUGAUACAGAAAAAAUCGCGGAUUUGUUUUAUAUUUAUUCAAAAUUGACCGUCCCCAAUGCUGAACCAAAACCAGAUUUGCAAAAUGUUUUUGACAGCACUCAACCAUCUAACAUUAAUCCUCCGUAUAAGUCAAUUAUUUUUGGGAAUCUAGAAGGUGUUAUACCUGAAAUGUAUAAUCCUUCCAAUAAUGAAAUAACAUUCUUGCCAGGAAAACGAAUAACACCACUAAUUAAAUCAGGCAAUAACAUUCAUAUUAAUUUAGAAAACAAAUUUCCAAAUUCAAACGAUCGUAUUUCAUUUAAUCCCGGUGUUGAUAAAACAUUCCCAGCAAUAUCUGACGCUCUUAGUUCACCAGAUACAAGUGGAAACGGAAUGAUUUUUGGACUACCAGGCGUUACACCUGAUAUACCUAACGUAUCUGAAUAUGUACCAAAUCACAAAUAUUUUCCAAGUAUAAAUGGUCUAGUAGGAAAUGUGAAUCUGAACGCAUAUAAAUUUCAACCCGCUGGAAAGAAUGAGAAUUUAGUAAAAGGGCUUCCAUUUGAUAAUAUGCCGAAUAUACGAAACCCACUUAAUGAAAACAAUAUAAAUCUAAACCCUGAAACUUCAGAAAAUGAUAGUAAUUUUUUUUUAAAACUACCAGUCAUAUUUAAACCUAACAAAAAACUUCAUCUGCCCUCAGAGCAGCACCAAAAAGACGAUAAGAUUUCCUUUUUUAAUGAUAUUAUCAAUGUUCCGACCCCUGAUGUAGUUGAAGAAUAUAAAGCUGAUGUAAGUAAUGCAGACAAUUUUCGCUUUCGCCCCCAAAAAGAUGCAUUUUAUACUCCCUAUAAACAACAUUCUUAUCAGCUAAAUACAUUGCCUGGAAAAGGAUUUGACAUGUGGUUUCAGAAACAAAUCGCAUUAAUACAACAAAAUAGACAUUCGAAAUCACAAGCGAUAAAUAAAAACGAAUUAAGAUCGUUCAUAUUGAAUGCGUUACAUAAAAACGGAAUAAUGGUAAACAACGAUGGCAAUUUAGUUGAUACAGAUGGUAAUUUUUUAGAUUUAGCUAACCUUCAACUCCGUCCAAUUUUAUUAGGAGAUCCUACAGAAUACAAUAAAUUAGUAGCUACGCAAAAAUGUGUCAUACCGCACAAAUUACCGUAUUUAGAAGCAGUUCUUGUAACUCUAACGUAUCCACCAAAAAUUUUGGGUAUAGUACCUUUGGGAAAGACUUUUAAACAAGUACUACAUGAGACUAAACAACUUUGUAAUAUCGGAAAGGAUCGUGGAAAUAAACAAAAUUGUCAGGGUAAUCAAUGUAACAAAGACAAAAUAAAUUUACUAUUAGACAAAACCCGUACGUCAGUUUACUUGAAGCCAAAAACCAAAAAUCUUCUUAAUACAUUUAUAAAGGAUGAGGUGAAAGACGUCUCGAUCAAGAGUGGCAUAAUCAGCGAAAACACCCCGUCUAUAGAGACCAUUAAAUUGCCUGAUGAUUUAGAAAAUAAUAAAAUAGAAGACCAAGACGAUUCACUGGAUUUAAAGAUUGUUGGAGGUAAACCGGCAGUAAGCAGUGGCGUAAUUGUCCAAAACAAGGGACGAUCUGCACAGGUUUUCGAUUGAUUCUAAAAUUAAAUUGAAAUAAAUAUCUAAUAUCUUGUAA